This is a messenger RNA of Tyto alba (common barn owl), 3617 nucleotides long. It is a transcript of the gene EXD3, whose product is annotated as exonuclease 3'-5' domain containing 3. The coding region runs from base 438 to 3392 and encodes 984 amino acids. Gene Ontology annotation, molecular function: nucleic acid binding; 3'-5' exonuclease activity. The transcript is spliced from 25 exons. Gene Ontology annotation, biological process: nucleobase-containing compound metabolic process. The record is from RefSeq and is a predicted model, not a curated record. NCBI's taxonomy places the organism in Eukaryota, Metazoa, Chordata, Aves, Strigiformes, Tytonidae.
UAACGCGGGUUCCGCGGGCGCGUUAAUUAAACAUGCUCACGGCCGAAGAGCGGUGCGCGUUAACUACAGUACAUACGCUCUGUGUCGGCAGUGGAAUCUCCCAGACGUCAGUCAGCAGAUAACACCUUCACCAUCCUCCUUCGGGGAAGCAAGAGCUUGGGCUACCAACUCUGAGCUGUAGACUUCUAACCUCAGCAUCCUGAUUUUGUACUGCUUUUGGGAAGAUGAAUCAGGACGGUGACUCAAGUGAUCAGCCCACUGAUUCUUCCACUGGUGGUGCUGGUGCAGAAAGUGAAUCCGAAUGUGUGACUGAAGAACUGGAGGAACAAGCCAGGACUCACUCCUAUUGCUGAAAGCCCUUCAGCUUCUCUGGACAAAGAAAGAGAUGAAGAAGUACAUGUACCAUGCGGUGAAAGGUCCUGUGUGGGUACUGAAGGAUGCCGCUUCUUCACCCUGCCAACCCUCCGAGCUCCUUGGAAACUACUUCUAAUCAGCUCAAGGAAGAAAUCAGGCGGGGCUUUGCAGGACUGGAGGACCCAUUGGCAGGACUGCUGGACAUGCUGGAGAGCAGCAGUGACUGGAAGGGGAAAGGGCAUUCCCUCGGGUAUUACAUCACCACUGAGUUGCAGCUUUGGAUAAAAGAGCAUCCUGCUGUUCAACAGUAUGGCAUCAAGCUGGAGGAGCUGCAGGCUCGUGUACUCAGAAUACUAGCCCAGUGCCCAGCUAAUCUUCUUGACCCUCUGAUUAGCAUUUACCAGCUCCAUACAGCAGACCGGAACUCUUUGCUUGGACAUGUCAGUCAUCUUUAUCACAAGGGCGAUUACAAAGAGGCAGCCAUGCUGAGUAUUAAGCUAAAAUUACAGCCAGAUCAAGAUGUGGAGAAGAUGUGUACACCGCUGCUGCUCCAAGAUAAGACUAACUUGGUGGAAGAUUAUGUGGGAGAAUAUCCUGAGCUCCAGAGCAAGCUCUUGCAGAUCCUGGACACAUGGUGUGAACCUGGUUUUAAUAUCAGAGACGUCACAAGUCAAUAUCAAGGCCUGUCCAGGUACAAACCAGAUAAAUUUAACCGCAAAAUGCUAAGCAAGCUGGUCUUCAGGCUCCUAGACCGAUUUAACGUAGAUCCAGCUCUCUGCCCUAAUGUCAUAAAUCAGCGGCACUUGAGAACUCUGAAUUACCUCUUUUACAAGAGGUUUGUUGAGAAAACCAUGACUCAGGAGAAUUGGACAGAUCAUGUUCAGAGCACAGUUGGAGAGAAUCGAUGGCUUCAAGGGCACCUGGUACAGUUGCUAAUCAGUCACUGUGAUUUAAACACCGCAGCAAGAUGGGCACAACACUUCAAUUUGCCCAAGGAGAUGCUACCUUAUGGAGUGGCUGAUGAGCUUCAGAAGCUUCAGAUCCAAGAGAGGGUAGAAGAGGCUGCAAAAGCAGAUAAUUAUGAAGAGAAUAAGAAGAAAGACUAUUACCAGCUUCCUAUUCCACGGGCAAAUAUUCACUUCCUGCAGACCUGGGAAGAGACACUGCAGUGCUGGGAAAAGGUGCUGCGGCCUGGGCAGGUUGUUGGCAUUGACAUGGAGUGGAGGCCUUCAUUCGGCAUGGUCGGGAAGCCCCGUGUCUCCCUUCUUCAAAUUGCUCUGAAGGAUGAGGUGUUCCUGCUUGACUUGCCACGGCUCCUUGAGCAAGCCGAGACGGAGGGUGAAAAGGACAAACUUCCCCACUUCAUCCAGAUUCUCUAUUCGGAUGCAGCCAUUACUAAACUGGGUUAUGGGAUGUCUGGAGACCUUAGCAGCCUUGCAGCCACAUGGUCUGCUUUGAAAGACACAAAUAAGCAGGCGCAAGGUGUGGUGGACCUACUCACAGUAGACAAACAACUGCAAAAGAGCUCCAUUGACUGGAAGAAGGGUGGCCGGAAGGUCAAUGUACUGUCCCCAGAGCAGAGCUAUGAUGAUAGAGAGUUCAAGCAGCCAGAGAAAGGACUCAGCCUCUUGGUGCAACAUGUGCUGGGGAAGCCUCUAGAUAAAACAGAGCAGCUGUCUAACUGGGAGAAACGGCCUCUCCGGGAGGAACAGAUCCUCUAUGCAGCUUCAGAUGCGUACUGUUUGCUGGAGAUCUACGAGAAACUCUGUAAGGAUCCAGAGAGCUUUGGUCUGAGUUCAGACCUGUCUGAGAGUCUGGUGGGAAAACCAAUCAUAAAAUCCAGGGCAAAGAAGCAGCUGAAUAAACAAGAAGUACCAUCACCUUCUGGACAGCAAUGCAAAGGAUCCAAAAAGGAGACUUCAUGUCCCCCUGCUCCCAUCUCCUCAAAGGAGUUCAGCGUGGUCUGCGAUAACAUGCUGCAAGGCCUCGGGCGCUAUCUUCGCUGCCUGGGUGUAGAUGUCCGGAUGCUGGAGAACGACGAUGACCAUAGGAAAGCUGCAGAGAUUGCUCGACAGGAAGGAAGAGUCAUUUUAACCUCUGGACUCCCAUAUCAGACUCUGCAGUCCCAGGUAGCAGAAGGAAGGUGUUUCUCUGUGAACUGCUCAGAAAAGGCAAAAGAACAGGCCAUGCAAGUUCUGAAGCACUUCAACGUUCAAGUAUCCCUGGCGGAUAUCUUCAGCCGCUGCCAGGUCUGGGGCUGGUGCCCACCCCGGGGACAAGCGUGCACGCUCGGACAACGCUGCGCAUCUCCCACACUGGACCCGAGUGCACUGGAUGUGUGGAGCUGGGGAGAAGCUCCGAGGAGCCAGGCUGGGCUGAAGGCACUGGGCAAACCCUCCUGGCCGCUCCUCUCCCACAGCUGCAGCAAGUUUGACAGUGCUCUGCCUGCCUCUCGCCGGAGAGCACCAACCUCUGCAGGACCUAUGGGAUUCAGAUGGCACUGGGAAGCCCAGGGACAGCGGCCAAGGGGACAAGGGUCCCAACUCAGCUCCGCGCUUCUCCUCUGCACCAGCUCUCCCUCCUCCUGCUUCAUUCGCCCCAGCUGCUGGGUGUGCAACUGCGACAAGUACCUGAAGGUCUCGAGGGAGAGGAUGAGGCAGCUGGUGGAGGGCAGCAGGCAGGCUCCCAGAAACAGCAGCACAGGCUGCCUGGUGCAGUGUGAGGAGAAGCCCAGCCAGAGCUGUGGUACCACCGUGCCAGCUUGUGACACAGCCCAGCCCGGCUACACCCCGCACAGUGAGUGGCUGGAGGGGCCGGAGCAGCGUGGGGCACCUGCAGCGCUGGCAGAGGGCACGGUCCUGCAGGUCACUGCCAUCCCCCCUGGGGUGCUGGACAAAGCCGAGCUCACCGACUUCUACUGCUGCACCCGCUGCGGGAAGGUGUUUUGGGAAGGGUCCCAUUUUGGACGUGUCGUUUCCCAGUUUCAGGAUGUUCUUGUCGAUGCUGGGAAUGAGCAGAGCAUCUAUGAGCUGAGCUGAGAGGGGCCGUGGGGGCUCCGUGGUGGGAUGGGGACAGCAGAGGAUGCACUGCCUGGUGAACCUCAGCAGAUUUUGGGCCGUGGGUUUGCGGGGCAAGGCUGGAAGUGGGGGGCUCUCAUUUUGGGGUAUUCCGUGGAGGGGAGUGUCACAUUUGCACUGAUGAUUCACGACAGCCCAAAUAUACAUGGCCUCCGUGAGAUCAUUAAAUCAGAGGUGGCUGGGGAA